AUGUCCCUUGCGUCUAAAUACGAUUUUAAUUUAACCGAAAAAAAAAACCCAAAAACGAAUUAUUGGAAACAAGUAGCCACCAACACCACCACUAAUUUUGCUAGCACUUUGCUGCUUCCGCCCCCAAACAUUACUGGUAAUUUGCAUUUAGGACACGCAUUUGAGUUGGCUAUUCAAGAUUUUUUG
Molecule: messenger RNA, 186 nt
Organism: Racocetra persica
Lineage: Eukaryota; Fungi; Glomeromycota; Glomeromycetes; Diversisporales; Gigasporaceae
Source: the annotation of a GenBank genome assembly